This is a messenger RNA of Cavenderia fasciculata, 1101 nucleotides long. RefSeq lists its product as uncharacterized. Lineage: Eukaryota; Evosea; Eumycetozoa; Acytosteliales; Cavenderiaceae. Bases 1 to 1101 code for a protein of 366 amino acids. The record is from RefSeq and is a predicted model, not a curated record. The transcript is spliced from 3 exons.
AUGAAUAAAUUGUAUUUAUUAUCAGCAGUAUUACUUUUAUGCUUUUUAUCAACUGUCCAUGCUAAAAGAUUUAAACCUAUUAAAUUUGAUGAUGACCACGAUUGUUUAAGAAAUUAUCAAAUGGAUUUUGAAGGAAAUGCAUUUAGAUUAACUGGUAAAUCAAUUUAUGGUGUAAUAUUUAAAAAGGCUGUUAUCUUUAGACAUUCUUAUAGUAGUAUCAAUGUGACCGAUGUUCCAGACUCGAAAAAAGAUAAUGUGACUGCCAAUUUCUUCACUUCAGACUAUAGAUUAUACGCCAUUGCCGAGUAUGAAGAAACCAAUGGUGUAGAGGGUUUCCAAUACGAUGAAGAUAAGCUAGAAGGAUGGUAUUUCUUUGGAUCCGACUCUUACAAAUUUACAAGCAACAAAACCACUUUUAAUACAACACUAAAUAAUGGAACAUCGGUAGAGUUUAAUGCCUAUGAUAUUGUCGCCAACUCAUCCAAUGGAAUGGUAUCACUUCGUUUCACCAUCUCUGAUGCUCCCAUCACCAUUGACUCUGUCGACUUUAAUUCCGAGACUGUCAAGAUUGAUGUAGAGAUUAACAACUAUUUCAACGAGUCUAUCAACAAACCAUCAGAUGACGACUGUGGAAAGAAACGUCCAUUUGAUUGUCUGUCAACCGGUCCAUCUACCAACAACAACACUCGUCUUGCCCUCUUUACCAGCUUCCUCGUUGCUGGAGGUACUGCUGAAUUCCAAACACGUGGUUUAGGUGGUAGAUUCAAGAUGCACGGCCCUAUUGCACCAACCUUUGAUUUUGUGGCCCAAGCUGUUGUCAAUGGUAACCAGACCAUUGAUAUUGUCACCAACAAGUCUUCGUUUAAUCCAAAGCACAUUCCAUCAUUCUACCAUCUCCUCGAUGAAACCUUUGAUGAUCAUACCAACUUUACAGGGUUACUUAUGGUCCAUUCAUUCGAUCAAGUACGACCGGACUCUGUCUUUUGGGAUCCUUCCAUUGGUGCUGAAAAUGAUGAUGUCUCAUUUGCCACUAGUGAUCUUCGUGUUCACCUACCAUCAUUCAUUUUAAUCUCUUUCAUUAUUUCUUUCUUAUUAUUCUAA